AUGUGCGAGAUGAUGCUGCAGCCCUUCAUGAAGCCCUUCCGGGUGUUCUCGGAUGUCUCUUUGGCCGACUUCAAUGCCCUGCUCACGAAGGCGGAGGGUCGUGACAAGCUGGCGCGUACCUUCCAAUAUUGUUCGCGAAGCAUCGUCGGAAGCGCAGCCUACCUGCAGCCGACAGCGGGGACGCUACUGGCCAGACUUGAGGGGAAUGCAAGGACAGUCAUGGUCCAAUUGGCAAGUGCACGGCGAACUCACCGAUGGUGCAAGGAGUUUCCGGUGAUACAGAGCCUGCCAGCGUGUUUCAAGAUAAAUGAUCCUGUCGACCGACUCUUUGAGCUACUGCAGAAGGCAUCCUUGGCCGCUUUUUUAAUGAUCGAUCACAUCGGCAUGCUGAAGCAGUGGAAGAUUCUGUCUGGUGGCAAGAGGGCCGGAACAGGAACGAUUCAGCUGGGAUUGAAGUGCGGCUCCCAGAGCCGAUACGCCGAUACUGUAUGCAUUGAGGUCAGCUUGCAGGGCUUGAGUGGCUACCAGUGUGUGCUUGCACGCCUUUCUGCUUUGCAUCUGCCUGGCAUGGGACUGCUCGCAAAGGAUCUUUACCUUCUGCAACAUAGUUGGGGCCGGCCAGACACGUUUCAAGCGACUUCCAAGCUUCAUUCGACCUGUGGGGCGGGUCUUCGAGGUACUUGGAUUCAGGGAUGA
Messenger RNA from Symbiodinium sp. CCMP2592, 696 nucleotides. Lineage: Eukaryota; Dinophyceae; Suessiales; Symbiodiniaceae. The record is from the annotation of a GenBank genome assembly.